Mesorhabditis spiculigera is the source of this 1605-nucleotide messenger RNA. Lineage: Eukaryota; Metazoa; Nematoda; Chromadorea; Rhabditida; Rhabditidae. The record is from the annotation of a GenBank genome assembly.
AUGGAGCCAAGACGGGUAAAUGUACAAGGAUUGGCAUUCCCGUGGAUCGGCUAUGACAUCGGCGAUGUACGCUACUACGUCAACGCCAAAACCAAGGAGACGUCUCUCGACCUCACCUUAUCACCAAAGCCCAGCCAACGCGUUUAUGAUGAUGCCAACAUCCCGUACCCAUGGAUAGCAUUCGAGGCGAAGAGCCGCAAAUUAAACUACUAUUCGCACCCGGACGGAUCUUCCAUAUGGAAAAUCCCCAAUCCAGACCAAGGGGAUAAAGUUCCGAUUCCCCCGGCACUUGUGCCCAAGCCCAGCACCACUUCUACGGCGCCAUUUGAUCCCAGUAGCCGAAAAAAGCCCCACAAAAAAUCGGAAGGGAAUUUGGGGAAGCUGCAUCCAAAACUGCCGACAUUCAAAAAGAAGCAAAAUGAAAAGCAAAUACUCAACCUCAGCCCACUUAAGAAGGAGAAGUGUCGCAGUCAGAUCAAGAAACUCUUUGGUCAGGAUACCACUGAACCAGCUCCGAUUCCCGAAGAUGCAAUGGAAGUGGAUGGUCUCUUUCCGGCGGUGAAUGACAAGUUCAGCUUUAUUGUGACCUGCGAUACAUGCUCGCUGCUGCGAGAUCCAGGGAUCCUUCCGUUUCUCACGUCCCGCAAGAUCGCUGUUUUUAUCUCACGCACCGUCCAAAGCGAAUUAGAACGGCUGAAAAGAAAGCCGGAGCUUAUGAAGACUUUGGCAUGCGUGAACAAUGUACUACGUGGAAUGACCUCCCCGCUGUCAGUUACAUACUCAGAGCUGGCCAUCCUGGAACACUCUGGCCGCGUCGAUACGGCUUCCGACAAUGACGGCAAAAUUUUGCAGAGGGCCUUGGAUUUGAUCAAAUUAGUAGAGGGGACUUGUCCUCUAAAAGUGAUACUACUCACCGAAGACAACAUCUUUGGCGUGAGAACCAAUUCAUACAGCGAUCAAGGGCUUAUCAGCCUAAACGUCAAGAAUCUACGGCGACUCGUGCUCCACGAAGAGGAACGCAUUGGCGGCCUGGCCAAUUUUGAGCCAUCAUUGGAUGCUGUCACGAUUAGCAUGCUGAGGACCAAACUGCGCACCAGCGAGGCGGAACUACCGAGAGAAAAGAUCCCUGCAACCGGAAGAGUCUCUAACGUCGCAUCACCCGUUGCCCGUCACAUUCCCCAACACAAGAGAGCCCAGGCGCAGGCGGACCCUGGAAAGGAAGAAGCAAUCGUAGAUGAAUUCACUCGUUUUUUGGAAGGCGUCGUUAACGAGUUGACUUCUCGCUUCAAGGCGGCCCCAAACUACGGGCGAAAAGUUGAGAUCAGCGCACAUAUGCGACGGCUACAGCGUGUCGCACACAAUUUCGCUACCUCACGGGACCGACGGGAUUGGUUCGUCUUCAUCGAAGCCUUCGAAGAAGUAUACAUCUCGCUCGAAGGAGAUCGGCAAAUCUUGGAGAAUUGGAAGGCCCCCGAGUCGAGGCAUCUUCUUCUGACCUACUUGGAAGAGCAUCGGCUCGAUGUGAUCGCCCACAUUUCGGUCUUUGCCAAUGACGAGCAACACAUAUUGAAGGCCGACUACUUCGAUGAUUUGAUCGAAACGGAU